AUGAAUGAGCAAGGCGAAUACCCACCAGGAACCUCAACAUGGCAAUUUAAUUUUAAAUUUAAUUUAACGGAAGAUAUGUAUGCACAAGAUUCCAUAGAGCUGCUCACCUCAUCUGGGAUCCAGUUUAAGAAACACGAGGAAGAGGGCAUUGAAACUCACUAUUUUGCAGAGUUGUUCAUGACCUCUGGAGUGGUGCUUUGUGAAGGAGUAAAAUGGCUUUCUUUCCACAGUGGCUAUGAUUUUGGCUAUCUAAUAAAGAUACUGACAAAUUCAAACUUGCCUGAGGUUGAGUUGGACUUCUUUGAAAUUCUUCGGCUAUUUUUUCCAGUGAUAUAUGAUGUCAAAUAUCUCAUGAAAAGCUGCAAAAACCUUAAGGGUGGACUGCAAGAAGUGGCUGAACAGCUGGAGCUGGAGCGGAUAGGACCUCAGCACCAAGCAGGCUCAGACUCUUUAUUGACAGGAAUGGCAUUCUUCAAAAUGAGAGAAAUGUUCUUUGAAGAUCACAUAGAUGAUGCAAAAUAUUGUGGUCACUUGUAUGGCCUGGGAUCUGGAUCAUCAUAUGUUCAGAAUGGCACAGGGAAUGCUUAUGAAGAGGAAGCCAACAAGCAAUCAUGA
Messenger RNA from Staurois parvus, 615 nucleotides. The record is from the annotation of a GenBank genome assembly. NCBI's taxonomy places the organism in Eukaryota, Metazoa, Chordata, Amphibia, Anura, Ranidae.